Molecule: messenger RNA, 3762 nt
Organism: Thyridium curvatum
Lineage: Eukaryota; Fungi; Ascomycota; Sordariomycetes; Thyridiales; Thyridiaceae
Exons: 2
Coding region: 1-3762 (1253 amino acids)
Cellular component (GO): plasma membrane
Molecular function (GO): calcium-activated cation channel activity
Source: RefSeq, a predicted model, not a curated record
AUGUCUUCUACAACAAGCGCUGCCCCGGCGGCGACGACGUCCUCGGCCGACUCAGCCGGGAGCGGCGUAGGACAAAGCUCCGCUGGAAUCAGCCUGGUCGCCUUUCUCACGGCGCUGGGCACAUCGUUGAUCAUCUUUGGUGUACAAAUCAGCAUAUUCCUGUUGUUGAGGAACAAGUUGGCGAGAAUCUUCAAACCAAAGUCAUACCUAGUACCUGAGCGGGAACGCACCGAACCUCCUCCUGCAAGUCCGUGGAGCCUGCUGCAUAACCUACUCCGAUUCAGAGACCGCGAAAUCAUCAAGAAGUGUGGCCUGGAUGCCUUCUUCUUCUUGCGGUACCUGCAAACCCUCCUCUUCAUCUUCGUCCCCAUCGCCUUUGUCGUCAUCCCCAUCUUGGUUCCCAUCAACUUUGUGGGAGGCAAGGGCAACUCUGUCGAUACCAAACUUACCAACAACAAGGACCCAAAUGCCGUCACUGGCCUCGACACCCUGGCUUGGGGCAAUGUCAAGCCAGACAAGCUCAGUCGCCGGUGGGCGCACCUGAUCCUCGCAUUAGGCGUCAUUCUCUGGGUCUGCUGCAUCUGUUUCACCGAGAUGCGUGUCUACAUCAAAGUCCGACAGGAUUAUCUAACCAGCGCCGAACAUCGCCUGCGGGCCUCGGCCAACACAGUGCUGGUCAGCUCCAUCCCUGACAAGUGGCUGUCGGAAGAGGCAUUGCGAGGGCUUUUUGACGUGUUCCCAGGAGGUAUUAGAAAUAUCUGGCUCACACGCGAUUUCAGCAAGCUGCUCGACAAGGUUCACAAGCGCGAUGCUGUCCACAAACAGCUGGAGGGCGCGCAGACGGAGCUGAUCCGGAACGCCAAGAAGAAACAGCUCAAGGUCCGCGCAGCCGAAGAAAAGAAGGCCCGCAAAGAGCACAAGACGCGGAACCUCACCAAGGCGGAGAGGGAACAGCGCCAGCGCGAUGAGGAUGCGGCCGCCCAGCGACGCGCUGCCGCCUCUGGAGGCCUUAGUGCUGGCGAUCACGAAGACGUCCAACAACUAGAUGAUGUUAAGGACGAUGGGUUCGGGGGAGUCGAUAGUACCGACGAUCUCGAACUCGGCAAGACUGAAUCCCGUGGCGGCCUUGAAGGCGGGCUUGCCAAAGUCGGUCACGGCCUCAAGGGCGGUGUUGGGCUCUUUGGCAAGGCCGGCAAAGGCAUCCUCGGCGGUGCGAAGCAGAUCGGGGGUGGUGUCGACAAGGAAUUGGAACGCACUGGCGGCUUUGAGUACAUUCCCGACCAGGGUCCGACCGGUCCCUCUGCGAGACCUCAGACCCGAGAUGCUGAGCGCCCCAAGAAGACUGUUCAUAUGGCCGAUGAUACGGACCCUCCAAAGGUGUCUUUUGCAUCGGAAGCCGGCCGGAGCAGUCGUGCGCCAUCGACCUCCGCCGGCUCGGUCGACUUUGGCCACCCGAGCAGGACCAAUACUGACAUUCGCAACCAUACCAACACCACAAGGAAGGUGGACAACUGGGACGACGUGCUUGUCACUGAGGAGAGCAAGUGGUGGCAAUUCUGGAAGCCCCCGUCGGGUGCCUACGCAUCCCCCGUACCCCAGGGCUUAGAGGGCGACGAGUAUCCUUUCAUCGACAAGGAGGUUGCUCACGAGGAGAAAAAGUCCCUCUGGGCAAAGAUCAAGUCUGCCAUCCCCUUCGUGGGCGGCGACGAUGAGGAACCGCCCGUGGACUACCCUACUGCAAUCAACCCGGACCACAGCGAUGACGACAAGGAAGAAGGUGCCGAAUGGAGGAAAUGGCUUAAGGAGUCAGACCGCCCCACGCACAGGCUCCCGCUCUUCGACUUCACUCCGUCAUGGCUGCCAGGCCUCCCAGGGAUUCACAAGAAAGUGGACACCAUCUAUUGGUGCCGAAAGGAGCUCGCUCAGCUCAACAUGGAGAUCGAAGAGGACCAGCAGCACCCGGAACGCUAUCCCAUCAUGAAUUCCGCCUUCAUCCAAUUCAACCACCAGGUUGCUGCUCAUAUGGCGUGCCAGAGCGUCACUCACCACAUCCCCAGGCAAAUGGCCCCUCGUGUCGUGGAGAUCUCGCCCAAUGACGUUCUCUGGGACAACAUGGCUGUGAAGUGGUGGGAUGCGUGGCUCAGGACCUUCAUCAGCAUCGGUGUUGUGGUGGGCAUGAUCAUUCUUUGGGCGUUCCCCGUCGCCUUCACCUCAGGCCUGUCGCAGAUUGACUCGUUGAUCAAGCAUUACCCUUGGCUGGGCUUCCUUGGGAGGAAUCCGACUGUCUAUGAUGUCGCCAAGGCCGUCGCAGGUGUCCUGCCCGCUCUUCUGCUGUCCAUUCUCCUGGCGCUCGUGCCCAUCAUCUUCGGUUUCCUGGCGUCGUUCGCGGGGGCUAAGACGGGUUCGCAGAAGACCGAGUCGGUGCAGAUUUACUACUUCGCCUUUCUGUUUGUACAGGUCUUCCUGGUUGUCUCCAUCGCCUCCGGUGCGCUCACAACGCUGCAAGAGGUGGCAGGAAACAUCCAGAGUAUCCCAGAGACCCUGGCUAAGAACUUGCCCAAGGCCGCAAACUACUUCUUCUCCUACAUGAUUCUGCAAGCUCUCUCGACUAGCUCCGGCACCCUGCUCCAAGUUGGCACCCUCCUUGUGUGGUUCGUUGUGGCGCGUCUCUUCGACAACACAGCUCGCAGCAAGUGGGCGCGGCAGACGAACCUUUCCAACAUCACCUGGGGAUCCUUCUUCCCAGUCUACACCAACUUCGCCUGCAUCGCGCUCAUCUAUUCCGUUAUUGCGCCCCUGAUCUCCAUCUUCGCCAUUAUUACCUUCAGCUUGCUAUGGUUCGCGCACCGCUACAAUAUGGUGUACGUGAUCCGAUUCCAGAACGACACGGGUGGUGUUUUGUACCCGCGUGCGAUCAAUCAGCUGUUCACCGGGCUCUACGUGAUGGAGCUUUGCCUGAUCGGGUUGUUCUUCCUCGACAGAGACCAGUAUGAUCACGUCGCCAGCGCGCCGCAGGGCAUCGUCAUGAUUGUUGCCGUAUUCUUGACUGUUCUCUUCCAGCUCCUGCUGAACUGGUCCUUUGGUCCGUUGCUCCGAUACCUUCCCAUCACCUUUGAGGAUGAGGCGGUCAUCCGUGACGAAGCGUUCCAGAGGGCCCAGGACCGGCGUCUGGGACUCAUCUCGGACGACGAUGACGCUGGCGAAGCAAACAGCCUGACGGCGGCCAACAGCGCUGUCACCACCGACACAGAUAUCGAGAUGAGAAAGCUCAACAACCAAGGCCGGACCGGAACGAAUCGGCUGGGCAAGCUGAACCCGGUCAAGGGCAUCAAGCAGGCCGGCACAUGGGCUGUGCGCAGCGGAAAGCACGUCGGCAACGCCACCUUUGGCAAAGCAGGAGGCAACUUGAAGACCGCGGCGCAGUACCGCAGAGAGCGCCGGAUGAAGGACCUCGAGGCGCAACGCAAGAUCGGCGAGGCGCUCUACGGCGGCUACCACGACGAAAUCGAGGACCUGACGCCGGAGGAGAGGGACCAGCUCGUCAAGCAGGCGUUCAAGCACUACGCCCUGCGGGCGAGACGGCCUACCGUGUGGAUCCCGCGCGAUGAUCUCGGGGUCAGCGAUGACGAGAUCAUGCGCACGCGGGAGAUGAGCGACUACAUCUGGAUCAGCAACGAGGGCACGGCUUUGGACAGCAAGGUCCGUGUUGUAUAUGGCCGGGCGCCUCCUGACUUUUCAGAUGUCGAGCUUAUCAACCUGUGA